Messenger RNA from Trypanosoma grayi, 2834 nucleotides. Its product is annotated as putative transcription modulator/accessory protein. The annotation marks the transcript as partial. The transcript has a single exon. Lineage: Eukaryota; Euglenozoa; Kinetoplastea; Trypanosomatida; Trypanosomatidae. The record is from RefSeq and is a predicted model, not a curated record. Gene Ontology annotation, molecular function: structural constituent of ribosome; mRNA binding. Gene Ontology annotation, biological process: nucleobase-containing compound metabolic process; translation.
AUGCUGCGCUUUUUCAAAGGCUUAUCAGCAGUGCGUUCAACGGUCUUACGUUAUCCUCGUUUGGCUAUGCGUACGUCAAGUGGAGCGGCGGCUGGUGAAAAAUGUGACGGAAUUGGUGGUGCCAGCACCACCAGCGUGGAGGCGCAGGUAUACCGUAUCGUUUCCGCACGGCUUGAUAUCCCUUUCGCCACCGCUCGUUACGUGGUGGAGCAGAGUAAAAAAGGCUCUACAGUGCCGUUUUUGGCCCGCUACCGCCGUGACGAAACUGGCCACCUUGACGAGACGGCGCUUCGCCAGCUCCUUGACAUGGCAGAGGAGCUGCGCGAGGUGCACCGGCGUCGUGCAUUCAUGCUAAAGAGUUUACAGGAUCGUGGCCUCCUCACGGACGAACUUCGCGGGGCAUUUGAGAAGCUAGUGCAUUUGAAUCAACUGGAAGAUGCGUGGGAGCCCUUCAAGGAGAAAAAGACAAGUCUUUCGCACAGAGGACGUGAGGCUGGCCUGGAGCCUCUUGCAAAGGAAUUGCUUUACACGGCAGAUCCGAUCACAGAUAUAUCAGAGAAGCUGCGUUGUGUUACUGAUGGUCCCAAACUGCUUCAAUCCAUCAUUGUGGAGGAAGUUCAGCGCUGUGACGAGGUGCGACAACUCAUGCUUGUCGAUUGUCGUCAAAGUGGUGUCAUUAGCAGUUCGGUUGUGACAGCUCCAAGAAAAAAAGUAGCCAAGGAAGCUGGUGCUGAUGCGUUUGACACGCUAAAAAAACAGUUUGCUGCAUAUGAUAAUCGUCGUUGGUCUGUGCAGCACAUAAGCGCUCACCACGUCCUGGCGCUGCAGCGUGGUGAAGGUAAAGGAGUGCUUGCAGUAAAAAUGAUUCCACAUGGACGGACCAGGGGCGUCUUUUUUGCUUGGACAAAACGUAAAUUUAUUGGAACACAACGGCAAGGUCCACCAGCAGUUUGUCGUUUGCUGAGUCAGUGCCUUGAGGCCGCGUACGAGCAUGUAUUGAAGUCCACGCAUACCACCGUUCGGCGGGACCUCAAGAAAAGUGCUGAGAAGGAGGCCAUUGCUGUGUUCGCUCACAGUCUUCGUCACAUCCUUUUGCAAUGCCCUAUGCGUGACGCGAGGCUACUGUCAAUGGAUCCGGGCGUCACCAACGGUGUCAAGUGCGUCGCCUUGGAUGAGAAUGGUGGUGUUCUCACCCGUUUCAAAUGCACUAUAAUGGAUGAGGCCAAUAUGAAGGAUUACAUUAGUAGCUGUGUUGAAAAAUUAAGGCUCAACAAGAUUGUUAUUGGUAAUGGAACCGCCUCACGACAGGUGGCAGACAUUGUUGCUGAUACCAUUGAGCAGAAAAAAAUGAAUGCUGAGUAUGCUAUUGUGAGUGAAGCAGGUGCGAGUGUGUACUCUGUGUCGGAUGUGGCAAAAGAGGAGUUUCCCACUCUUGAUCCUAUGUACCGCGGGGCGGUAAAUAUUGGUCGCCGUAUCAUUGAUCCGCUUAGUGAACUUGUGAAGAUCCCUGUGCGCUCCAUGGGUAUUGGAAUGUAUCAGCACGAUAUCAGCGAAACCGAGUUGUUGCGUGCGCUGAAUCGUGUGGUGGAGUCCUGUGUGACUUGUGUAGGGGUGAAUGCUAUGACUGCCAAUCGCUAUGUGAUGGAAAAAAUUCCCGGUGUAACGAAACGAAUGGUGGAUCAAAUUGUUCUUAUGCGCCAUUCAAAGAAGCUUAAAAGCCGUGAGGAUCUGCGUCGGGUUCCAGGUAUGACGGAAGCAGUGUAUCAGCAAAUUGCAGGUUUUUUCCGCUUUCCAAACUCCUCAAAUCCGUUGGAUAAUACCAACAUCCAUCCAGAGUCUUACGCCACAGUACAUAAACUGCUUGAGCUGUACAAGGGAAAAGAAAGGAGGGAGGUUGGCAAUGUGGGACUUCACAUGAAGGAUGAGGAACUGAAGGAAUUAGCAACUCGAAUUGGGUGCGGCCAGGCGACGCUAGAACUCAUGGCUCGGGAAUUGGCAUCGCCAGCGCUUGAUCCACGCUCAGAAUUACCACACGCAGGGCUUUUUCGUCGCGCUCCUCGGAAAGCGACGGAUCUAAAACCAGGUGACAAACUUACAGGGGUCGUGCAGAGUGUAACGACAUUUGGUGCAUUUGUGGACGUCGGCCUUCAUGACAAUGUUCUCGUGCGCAAUAUAAACAUUGACACAGUGCAUACGGGCACUCUUUUGGACGAAUUAAAUUUUGAGGGUUUUGACCAGCUCGGCAGGCUUCGGGUUCGUUACGAUGGGCUCGCCCAUGCUCCCGGUGGCGGUGCUUCGCAGGUUCGCGGUCAAGGNGACCAGCUCGGCAGGCUUCGGGUUCGUUACGAUGGGCUCGCCCAUGCUCCCGGUGGCGGUGCUUCGCAGGUUCGCGGUCAAGGGCUUUCCCUCGAAUCGGAAGAUGUCUUUGUUUCAGUGCCCGCCGCGUCGCGGAGCAACUCGCAAACGCUAAGCGGUAGCCUUGCUUCGGUCCGGGGCGAGCGGCAGCAACUAUUUGCUUCUCCCGCGCCGGGUUGUCAGAAAAAUGUUGACAACCCCCCGGUUCCUCUCGCAGGCGCUGGGCCUGCCAGGCGGCAAAAACGACAGCGCACAGAGGAUGAAGCGGGCACCGCCGAUGCCAAGGCCACGGCGAAACCGCAUACGAAGAGGAGGCGGGGCGAAGGGAGUUCGCUGGCAAAGGCGCCGCCCUCCUUUGAGGGGGUGGGGGUGGAGGUGGGUGAUGCGGUGCCGUGGUGGCGCCCCGGGGAGGGAUUGGCAAAACAGGGCGGGCGACCAAAGAAAAACGAGACGGCGGCGAAGGAGGAAGAAGAGGCCCC